GCCCGAUUGUUGUAGAACCAUAUUUUCUAAGAUUUAUAUUAAUAAAAGUUCAUAUUAUUCAAAGUAAAUGCUUUUAUUCUAACAUGGUGGCAGCGGUGUGUAAAUAACCAUAUGAAAAACCAGUAAUGGCGACUUUAGAAGACGUUUUGCGACAACAAUCGCAAAUUCUACUAGCUCUCCAGCAACAAUUACAAGUUCUUUCCUCGAAUAAACGUGAUGCGAGUGCCGCAAAUAACAUGAAUAUUCCGUGGCCGACGCCGUUGGAUGUUAAUAAUGACCCAGAUGAGGCUUUUAAUAUAUUCGAAUCCUCAUGGCAAAAUUAUUGCAAAGCCACCCAAAUGGAUUCUUGGCCUUCUGAUCAAGAACAUCGGAAAGUAUCUAUACUCUUUAGUGCAAUUGGAGAAGAAGCCAUAAAAAAAUACAACAGGUUUGGUAUUAAAAUUGAAGAUAAAUAUACUUGUUCAGAAGUUCUAAAGAUUAUGUCAGAAAAAAUGGUAUCUAACAGGAACAUCAUUCAUAAUAGAUACAUUUUCCAUUGCAAAAAUCAAGACGAAGAAUCAUUUGACAUAUACUUUGCAGAAAUCUCAAAAUUGGUACAACAGUGUGAGUACAGAGAUAAGGAAAUGACAGAGGAAAUGCUAAGAGAUAAAAUAGUUUUUGGUGUAAAAAAUAUAAAAGUCAAAAAAGAGUUAUUGAGGAGAGAAAACCUGACAUUACAUGAGGCAGUAAAUAUCUGCAAAGCUUCAGAAGCAACAGAAAAACAAUUGAAGACAUUUUCAAAUGGUGAAUCAUUAGUUAGGAAAAUUAAAGACAAAGAAGAGUCAAAUUCAGAGAAGAAAAAGAAGAAGAAGAAAUGUAAGUUUUGUGGCAAUAUACAUGAAUUUAUAAAAGGAGCUUGCCCGGCAUGGGGCAAAUUAUGUUCAAUCUGCAAUGGCAGAAACCAUACAGAGAAAGUUUGCAAAAAGAAAAUCAAAGAAAUAAAAAAGAGUCCCCAGCAGGCACCAACGCAGCCAUCUUCUUCAUCUGAUGCUGACUCUGACUGUGAAGAUAACAUUAUUAUUAAUAAAAUCACCAAUGAUCAACAGAAAAAUCUGGCAGAGUGUUCUUUGAAGUUCAAAUCUGAUGUCACUUCCAGGUGGAUAGAUAUUACAUGCUUGUUAGAUACUGCAGCCGAUGAGUGCCUUAUAGGUUACAAAAACUUAAAAAAAAUGUUUAGUGAAAGUUUUAUAAAUAAAAAUCUUAAGCCGUCCAGGAAAUGCCUGUAUAGCUUUGGUGGCCAUAAUAUUUUCAUCCAUGGCCAAAUAGACAUAUGGUUGAAGGUUACUCGGGGCUCUAAAUCAAGUAGGUAUAAAAUUACUUUUCAGGUAGUACACACACCUCAUAUUCCAUUGUUGUCCUGCAAAGCUUGUGUGGAUAUGGGUUUGGUUAAAUUCUGUAAAGAAGUAAAGCAAAAUCACACUGAGACAGAUACAAUUCUUAUGAAAUAUGAAUCUGUAUUUGAGGGACAAGGAUGUUUUGAAGGAGAAAUAGACUUGGAGGUAGAUGCCAAUGUCAAACCUGUAAUUCAAAAACCUCGUCGCAUACCUGUCAGUCUCCGAAAGCCCCUGCAAAAAGAAUUAGCAAGAUUAGUAGAGGAAGGCAUAAUAGAGAAAGAAGACAUGCACACAGAUUGGAAAAUGGAAAACAACACAAAUAUUUAAUAACUGUGGAUCAUUAUUCAGAUUUUUUCGAAAUUGAUCGUAUGAAGGACAUGUCUGCUAAAACAGUUAUUGACAUAUGCAAAAGGAACUUUGCUCGCCAUGGAGUGCCUGAAAUAGUAAUAACAGAUGGAGGGACAAAUUUCGUCUGUCAAGAAUUCGAAGAUUUUGCACACAAAUGGGGAUUCUCUCAUAACACUUCUUCUCCUCAUCAUCCGCAAGGUAAUGGCAAAGCAGAGGCGACCGUAAAGAUUGCAAAGAAGCUACUGACCAAAACUACAGAAAAUAAAGAAGACUUUUGGUACGGCUUGCUAUGCUUGCGAAACACUCCUAAUAAACUCAAGACAAGUCCUGUACAAAGGCUUUUUUCUCGAAGAACAAGAGGGAAUAUCCCUAUGAUACCGGAACUGCUACAUCCAAAAAUCGUACCAAAUGUAGCCCGUGACAUUACCUUAAAUAGAGAAAGAACUAAAUCUACAUACGAUAAAAGGUCCAAGAAGGCUGUUUCCCUAAGAGUUGGCCAACCAGUUGCGGUGCAAAUUAAUCCUUCAAUGAAAGAAUGGUCCUUUGGAGUUGUUGAGGAUAUUAUCUCGGAUAGAAACUUUCUAGUUAAUGUAAAUAAUGUUAGAUAUAGAAGAAACCUCUGUCAUAUUAGACCUGCUCCAGAAAAUAUUGCACUAGAUCAUGAAGAUGAAGCAAUGAUAGUUAAUGAGGGUUUGGCAAAACAUAAUUUUGUUAAUGAAAAUGAAAGAAAUUCAGCUGAUAAUUCAAUAUCUUUAGACGAUUCCUUAAACAAUAUUCAAGCCAAAGCAGAUAAGCAACUGACAGAUAAUGCACUUACCUCUUUGUCCUCCAGGUUUCAUACUGUUCCACCUCUCGAUACUCCAAGAAUUAGUUCACCACCUAUACAGGCAUUACCUGACGAUCCUAGUACACCUAAGAUAGUCCAUACAGCUCGACCUAAGCGGACAGUUUGUAAACCUAAAUAUUUGAAUGAUUAUGAUUGUACUUAAUUUUGAGUUUAUCUAAAUGGUCUAUGUUCGGAGAGGAAUUAAAUCAUUUGUAAGUUUAUUUCUAGAAGGUUAAAGUUAAGUAUUGUUUAUAUUUCUACUUUUGCAAUGGCGUUCAUUGAACAAUUUGUCAAAUUAAUUAGGCUCUAAGAUUUAUAGUAUUAAUUCCAGCUAUGCAUAUUAUAAUAUUAGUAUUAAGUUUUGAUCUCAUACUUAGACUAUCAGUUUACACUUAUUAUUUAGAAGAUUGUGUUUUCUUUCUGUAAUGUAAGAUCUUAAUUCAUUUUGUUAUAAACACACCUACAUAUCUUCUUCAAGAAAAGAGAACGUGUUGGCUGUUUAUAUAAUAAACCUUUGCCUAGUUAUUUAUAAGUAGAUUGACAUGUGUCAAGCUAAUCUAUGAGACUUUUGGAUGGGCGUGGCCCGAUUGUUGUAGAACCAU
Pectinophora gossypiella (pink bollworm) is the source of this 3149-nucleotide messenger RNA. RefSeq lists its product as uncharacterized. Gene Ontology annotation, biological process: DNA integration. Lineage: Eukaryota; Metazoa; Arthropoda; Insecta; Lepidoptera; Gelechiidae. The transcript is spliced from 2 exons. The record is from RefSeq and is a predicted model, not a curated record. Gene Ontology annotation, molecular function: nucleic acid binding. The coding region runs from base 126 to 1700 and encodes 524 amino acids.